This is a messenger RNA of Marchantia polymorpha subsp. ruderalis, 1115 nucleotides long. Lineage: Eukaryota; Viridiplantae; Streptophyta; Marchantiopsida; Marchantiales; Marchantiaceae. The record is from the annotation of a GenBank genome assembly.
GCAUGCCCACAGGGUUCCGAGUCUUCCGACCACCCUGAAGCUCAAGGAACAAACUGGAGGAGGUAGGAGAGGGGCACAGAGAGAGGCAGACAGAGAGGAGAAAGCAGAGACGAUUUGGAAGAGAUUCGACGAGGAUUGCCUGAGUCGUCGUCGGUGUCCGAGCAAGAUGGCCUGGAGAUCGAAGCUGUCGCAAUCUCUGCAGGAAUUGCGAAUCCAUAUGUGCCAGACUUCUGUUGCCAGCAAAGCCACCAGGGAGUUUGUGGUGAAGAACUACAAGGAUCUAAAGACACUCAACCCUAGGUUGCCGAUUCUCGUCCGCGAGUGCAGCGGGAUCCAACCUCGUCUCUGGGCUCGUUAUGAUUUUGGAGUGGAGCGGAGUAUUGCUUUGGACGGGCUAAGUGAACCCGAAAUUAGCAAGAAAUUGGAGGAAUUGGUUGCCACUGCGCCACAAAGCAAAACACCCAUGCAUGCGUGAAGUUCUUCUCGUUGAGGCAAGACGGUUUCAUUAUCACAAAUCGCGCAGCGUUCGGCAGAGCGCAGAGAUAGAGUUUUUCAAUAUGACAGGUUUCUGGCGUUAAUAAUUAUUAUUUUUUUAUAUGCUGUUCGCCUGGUGGAGGCCACAGAAAAGAUGGAUUCUCUGUGAUGGGCAUGGAUACACAGAGAGGAUGCGAAAUAAGGUGUACACUUCAGGGUGCGUGGUUUGACGCUGGACAAAUGUAGCUGGGCAAGACAAUGUGAUUAGGCGAUUGAUGAAGUAGGAGUUCCUGAUUGAAUCUUCAUAUUUAAUUUGGCUUGCUGAAAAGACUAUCUGCGUAAAUUGAAGACUAUUGACCUUCAACCUCAAUGCGAGCAGCAUCCAGAUGGAUGAAUAUUGAGUAACUAGGAUUCAGCUAGAAGUUUCCUGUUAUUGUCUCCUAAUUGAGAUCCCAGUCCUGAUUCUUGGCUCUGGAAGUGUUAAUCUGACGCUCAUGCUCUUGGUGGCUGACAGUUUUUGAACAUCUUACUCAUAAAUCAUUUCACCCUGACUCAGAAUGUGCAUGAGCAAUCGACUUAUAUUUCGUAAGGUUCUCCACAGUAACCAUUCUCAGAUUCAGGAAUGUAAUGUCUCUUACCGG